This is a messenger RNA of Chilo suppressalis (striped riceborer), 1024 nucleotides long. NCBI's taxonomy places the organism in Eukaryota, Metazoa, Arthropoda, Insecta, Lepidoptera, Crambidae. The record is from the annotation of a GenBank genome assembly.
UUAUUGGUAUGUAGGUACAUACUUAAAUAUCUUAAAACGAUUUUUAUUACAGAGAAAUGCCACCAGCGGAAAGGCACUUUUUGGGUUCAAUUAUACUUCAAUGGAUGAGCAACAGAGGAUUUCUUAUGAACAACAACUGUUACACAUAUUGGCUAAAUGGAGUCACAAUGAUUUGUUGUCAUGUUACAUUUGUUUUGCAAUGUGUUGCUGUGAUCGAUGCGCGUGAUGAUCCGGAGAGGCUUAUGCAGUGUUUCUGUGACGCAUCUUUCGGUGGAAUGUGUGUUUUAAAAGAGUUUUUGAGAAAACACCGUCAUUGUUGGAUUUCCCUUCUCAGUAAAAUUAGUCAUUUAGAAGAGGAAGAGCUUGAAUUCGAAACAAAAUCAAUAAACCAGGACGAAGACGCGCAUAAUAUCGUGUUUUCUGGUCACAUCAAAGAAAUUAAUAAGAAGGUUAAAAAGUUAAAUAACAUUUUGUCCAGACUAUUCUCAGUUACAGCUAUUGGAUAUAUGUUGACACCGUUUAUAGAAUAUGGUAUCAGGAAACUUAUCGGUGCAGAAACAGCUGGUUUACCCCACAUUACACAAUAUUGGUCACCUUUGAAAACAAACCUUCUUGGAUACAUUUUAGCAAUAACGCUUGAAAUUCUAUUUGUUAUUAACAACUAUGCCGUUCACACCACAUUUGAUUUUUCAGUCUUUGGAAUUAUGAUAUUUAUCAGUGGGCAGUUUAGGUUAUUACACGACUACAGUGAAGGAGACUGCGGCUCAACAUUAUGUAUUUCUGAAACAAGGGAAGACCUUGCGCAUGCAAAAAUAAAAAAAUGCCAUGAAAUCCAUGUUAAGCUAAUAAGGAAACCAAUAUAAUAAAAGUGAUGGUUUUGGCUCUGUACACGCUUUCUGCCUUCCUUCAAUUGUUCCUGUUUUGUUACUUCGGGGAUAACUUACAAAAUAUGGUAGAUAAAAAUGUAUUUGUAAAUAUAAAAAUGUAUACAUAUAUAUGCCAUAGUUAUUAAAGGCAUCGUAAC